AUGUCCUCCCUUCCCCUCCCGCUCCCCUCGUCCCCCCUUCCCCUCUUCAUCCCCCUGCCACUCACACCCCCCCUCAACCCCCUCCCCCUCACGCUCAUAGACAUCCUAACCCUGCUCCUCCUCCCACUCAUCCUCCUCGAAUUCACGCGCAUGAUGGCAGUGCUAGACCCGCUUUUGGACAUCGUUUUCGACAUGGGGGCGUGGCGACGCUUGCCCGGUUGGGCUGUGGACGCUGGGGCGGCCUGGUGCGCGUGUUGGUGUCUUGCGAGACGGGGGGAGUGGUGUGCUUGUGUUGAUGUGCUGGUGGGGGGUGUGGAUGUUGUGGGGGAGGGGUGGGGGAAGAGGGCUUGA
Aplosporella prunicola CBS 121167 is the source of this 351-nucleotide messenger RNA. RefSeq lists its product as uncharacterized. The coding region runs from base 1 to 351 and encodes 116 amino acids. The transcript has a single exon. NCBI's taxonomy places the organism in Eukaryota, Fungi, Ascomycota, Dothideomycetes, Botryosphaeriales, Aplosporellaceae. The record is from RefSeq and is a predicted model, not a curated record.